UUUCACCCCUCCCUCUCACUCUCUCUCUUUCCUCCCUCCUUCUAGUCGUACUCCUCCUCAGUCUCCACACACACACACACACACACACACACUUCUAAACACAGGCGGCGUGUGCUUGCAUUGCAGCUCACAGCACACAGAUGGAUGGAGCUAGCGUGUGUGUGUGAGAGAGAGUGAGUAAGCCAGGAGUGAGCCGUAGCUGGCUGACUGGCUGACUGGCUGUGCAGACACAGGGGACAGUGUCACCGUCUCAGGCUGGGUGUGGAGAACUCUCUCUGGGGUAGGGAGACCACAGGACCAGGGUUCUCCCAGGGCUCUAUAGCAGCUGCAGCAGGUGGACAGCUAGCCGGAUGGGCCAAUGGGUGGCUGAGGGAAGGCAUGCAGCAGUAACCACGGCAACAGUGGUACCGGCUGUAAGGGGCACAGGGACAUGCUGAGGAUGGGCACUCGGCCGCGGCAACCCCCGGACCUGCGGCAGCGGGAGGAGGGCAGGCUGCUGGCAGCGGUGGCUCUGGUGGAGCAGGAGGAGGAUGAGGAGGAAGACUCAGAGGAAGGCAGCAGUGGAAGCGGGGGCAGUGACAGCGCCAGCCGGGCAGAGGAAGGGGCCAAGGCCACCAAAGUCCCCACCUUCGAUGUCCCCUACUUCCGCUACAUAGACGAGGAGGAGUCAGAGGGAGAGGGGGAUGGAGAGGAGGUGUGGAGCAGCAGUCGCUCUCUGUCCUCCAUCGAGGACGACUCGUCCAGUGACAGUGUUGUCUCUGACAGGUACGUGGUGGUGUCAGGGACCCCAGAGAAGAUCCUAGAACACCUGCUGUCUGUCAUGAGGCUGGACAACCACCGUGAUGACCAGGGGAGCACACAGCAGAUCAAGGAGUCAGAGCCUCUCCUGGAUGACUUCCUGCUGACAUACCUGGUGUUCAUGUCAACCAGUGAUCUGUGUCAGGCUCUCCUGGGACACUAUUGUUCUAAGAGACACCACCGGGGGAAAGAGGAAGGGAAAGAGGUUCUGGACAGGAAACGUCAGGUCCUGCACCUGGUGACACAGUGGACAACACUGUACAGGGACUUCCUACGAGAAGACGAGCAUGUUAAACUCUUCAUGAAGACAUUGUAUCGUUUCCUCCUGGAUGACCUGUAUGAGUAUCCAACUCUAGAGAAGGAGCAGAAGGACCUGCAGAAACUCCUGCGGCUGCAUCGCAGACAUACAUUGGAGGAGUAUUCACCCCACAGAAAGAGCAAAGCACAUUCCCAUCAGCUGAGCCUGAAAGAGAACGUGCUCCCGACCAGAGGAACACAAAGGGAGACCAGGGAAGUGUUGUGUCAUGUGUACGUGAGCAUGGACUCAUAUCUGAGUGUGAGGAGCCUGGCCAGUGUUGUGGCCCAGGGGCUGCUGCAGGAGGUGGCUGAGAGACUGGAUGUCCCCCUGGAGGAGCUCGUCCUGCUGGCUGUCACCUACCCUGGAGAGAAACUCCUCCUGAAGCCUCAGGACAGGCUCUACUCUGAUUCGCUGACAGCAGUGGGGAGGCUGCACGUGUGCAGAAAGGACCUGAGUGAAGUCAUGAGCCCGUUCACAGACAACGCAGAGCUACAACAGAGGUCAGCUCGCAUGCUGAGUAUGAACACAUGGGACGUGGCUGUCACCCUUACAAACUUUGACUGGAGUGUCUUCAACUCAAUACACGAGCAAGAGCUGGUGUACUUCACGUUCAGCCGUCAUGCCAGCAGUGGCCACACGGUGGCGCUGGAGCUGCUGCUGCAGCGCUGCAAUGAGGUACAGCUGUGGGUGAUGACAGAAGUCCUGAUGUGUCCUACGCUCUGCAACAGAGUCCAGCUCAUCAAGAAGUUCAUCAAAAUCGCUGCCCACUGUAAAGCCCAGAGGAACCUCAACUCUUUCUUUGCCAUCGUUAUGGGUCUGAACACCGCAGCAGUUAGCCGCCUCAGUCAGACCUGGGAGAAAGUUCCAGGAAAAUUCAAAAAACUGUUUUUGGAACUGGAGAUGUUGACAGACCCCUCUCUCAACCACAAAGCCUAUAGGGACGCUUUCAAGAAGACCAAGACGCCCAAGAUCCCUUUCCUUCCUCUGCUACUGAAAGAUAUCACUUUCAUUCACGAGGGCAACAAAACGUUUCUCGAUAACCUGGUGAAUUUUGAAAAGCUGCACAUGAUAGCCGACACGGUGCGUCUCAUCAGACACUGUCAGGAGGAUCACAUGGGGAACGGGAUGCCCCAGAAGAGCAGUCCGGAGGUGCAGGCCUAUGUCGACUACCUUCACGUCAUUGACAAUCAGCAGACUCUGUUUGAACUGUCCCACAGACUGGAACCCCGUGUGUAGAUAGACUACAUACACUCUCUGAGCCUGCCUCCCUCCACCCCUCGAAGUCAGACCACCAAGGAGAAGGGUACCAACUAGUCUUUGGAAACACCCCUCAGGACCCCUCAGGACUCAUAGAGAAACAUGGGUUGGCCAACUCUACAGAGCCCAGCUCUAACACACACACACACACACACACACACACACACACACACACACACACACACACACACACACACACACACAGGAUUCUAUUAAUCAGCUGCUCACACAGCAGGACUUUGAUGAGUUGAAUUUGGUGGGUUAAUGCAGGACUGGAACAAAAGCCAGAGGGAUAGGGUUGGCCAGAGCUGACAGGGAGAUGACUGUGUGGCGCUGGCCAACCACUAGAUGGCGCCAAAAGGCAUACUGGAAUACUGAGCAACGAUGGAGCAGAGGUAACCAAAGAGCUUCUCAGUUUAACAAAUAGAUCUGGACCCGUAUUGAUCAAAGGAUCCCAGAGUAGGAGUGCUGAUCUAGGAUUUGUUUAGCCUUUUGGAUCAUAAUGAAUUGACAGGGACCUAGAUCAGCACUCCUACUCAGUGAUGUCCUGGUAGAUAAAUUGGUGGAUAAACUUGGAUUGCUGGUCGCAGUGAAAAAAGUAACGCUUCCUAUUCUUUCAAUGCAUUUUUCUGCAAAAUGUGGGUACAUUGUUGGGGCCCUCCCCCCAAAAAGGUGGUUACAUUGUUGGGGCACUCCCCCCAAAAAGGUGGGUACAUUGUUGGGUCCCUCCCCCAAAAAGGCGGGUACAUUGUUGGGGCCCUCCCCCAAAAAGGUGGUUACAUUGUUGGGGCCCUCCCCCCAAAAAUGUGGGUACAUUGUUGGGGCCCUCCCCCCAAAAAGGUGGUUACAUUGUUGGGGCCCUCCCCCCAAAAAGGUGGGUACAUUGUUGGGUCCCUCCCCCAAAAAGGUGGUUACAUUGUUGGGGCCCUCCCCCCAAAAUGGUGGGUACAUUGUUGGGGCCCUCCCCCAAAAUGGUGGGUACAUUGUUGGGUCCCUCCCCCCAAAAUGGUGGGUACAUUGUUGGGUCCCUCCCCCAAAAAGGUGGUUACAUUGUUGGGGCCUCCCCCCAAAAAUGUGGGUACAUUGCGUUUACCCUCCACUACACCAGUGAUCCUACUCUGAGACUCUUUAUGAAUAUGGACCCUGCUUCAGUCACUCUGUAUUGAUAGCUUCAGGUUGUUGUUAUCUGCUUCCAAACAGGUGACCACUCCCUGAUUAUCUAUCUACACACAAUGAAUGAAAGCAUCAACCUUCUGGGGACUUGAACACCAGGACACUACACUUGACAGACCUCCAAGUGUAUGACCACCACACACUAGGCUGCUGUUAAGCUAAAUGGAUUUAAACAACAAUAUUGAAAAGUGUGUGUGUGUGUGUGUGUGUGUGUGUGUGUGUGUGUGUGUGUGUGUGUGUGUGUGUGUGUGUGUGUGUGUGUGUGUGUGUGUGUGUGUGUGUGUGUGUUGCAUAAAUGUCACUUCCAAAUACUGAAAAAAAGAUCAUUCUAAAUAUUUAAAGUGAAGUGUAAAGUGUGAGGUAAUAAAACCUUCCUCGACAGCAGAAGGGUUUUGUUACACUUAUAGAUAAUGUAAUAAACCAUCCUCAACAGUAGAAGGGUUAUGUUACAGUUAUAGAUAAUGUAAUAAACCAUCCUCAACAGUAGAAGGGUUUUGUUACAGCUAUAGAUAAUGUAAUAAACCAUCCUCAACAGUAGAAGGGUUAUGUUACACUUAUAGAUAAUGUAAUAAACCAUCAACAGUAGAAGGGUUAUGUUACAGCUAUAGAUAAUGUAAUAAACCAUCCUCAACAUCAGAAGGGUUUUGUUACAGCUAUAGAUAAUGUAAUAAACCAUCCUCAACAGUAGAAGGGUUAUGUUACAGUUAUAGAUAAUGUAUUAAACCAUCCUCAAAAGCAGAAGGUUUUUGUUACAGCUAUAGAUAAUGUAAUAAACCAUCCUCAACAGUAGAAGGGUUAUGUUACAGUUAUAGAUAAUGUAAUAAACCCUCCUCAACAGUAGUAGAAGGGUUAUGUCACAGUUAUGGACUUAGAUGUUUGGUCUUAGCUGUGGACAAUCAGAGACGUAGCUUGAGGCAUCAGAUCCUUUGCCUGUCAUGUCUCUGUAUCUGCACUAUGAAGGAACAGCAAUACACCAAGUCAACACUUCUGCCUUUGAACAUUCUUGUCCAGUUAAAACGCCUUUGCCUUUUUCUUUCAGUGGCAGUAUUAGUUAUUCUUAUAGAAAUGGCUAAUAUUCUGUACAUGUUUAUGAGCCAUCCACCUGCAGGAUGUUGUAUCCUGUUCUAGAGAAUCCUCUUGGUGAAUGUUUCAGUGGUUUAGAAAAGAGAUCAGACCCUGAUAUAGAGGUUCUUCAGUAGCACCACCAGUUCUCCUGUUGUGGAUUCCCCUGAUGUGUAAUGUGUGUAUCACAGAGAUGAAACACUUCUAUAUCCAUGGUGUGUAUAGUGUUUUGAGGCAGGUCAUGUACUAUAGAUUCCAUCUAUAUACUGUAGUAUGUUGUGCGUUCCCUGGUUGGACAUGGAGAUUGGAGAAGUAUUUAUUAUUAUGAUAAUAGACUUAUUUAUUUGCUCGUUGUGCACUACUUUUGACCAGGUAGUGUACUAUGUAGGGAAUAGGGUAUAAUUUCUGUCCUUUUUACCUGCCGUGGGGUUUCAAUAGGUUAGGAACUGGUCUGCAUGAUGUGGUAAAGCCAUGGAUCGACCACCAAGUAAAAUAUGCAUGGAACAAAAAGCAUUUCCUUGUGAAGUAGUGGUUUUCUACAUGUCGCUACAAUGCCCAAAUCAGCAUGUACUAACAAAUAUUAUUUCAGAAAGGGAAACAAAAGCAAUACCAAGUCACUGCUCUUCUCUCUCAUCAGUCUUUCUGCGUUUCAUUUCCUACAGUCCUUUUGAAAUGUUAAAUAAUAAAUGAAAUGUUUUGUUGUAUGAA
Molecule: messenger RNA, 5296 nt
Organism: Oncorhynchus kisutch (coho salmon)
Lineage: Eukaryota; Metazoa; Chordata; Actinopteri; Salmoniformes; Salmonidae
Product: rap guanine nucleotide exchange factor 5
Exons: 16
Coding region: 431-2332 (633 amino acids)
Biological process (GO): Ras protein signal transduction
Cellular component (GO): plasma membrane
Molecular function (GO): guanyl-nucleotide exchange factor activity
Source: RefSeq, a predicted model, not a curated record